Doryrhamphus excisus (bluestripe pipefish) is the source of this 1198-nucleotide messenger RNA. It is a transcript of the gene wnt3, whose product is annotated as wingless-type MMTV integration site family, member 3. Lineage: Eukaryota; Metazoa; Chordata; Actinopteri; Syngnathiformes; Syngnathidae. Gene Ontology annotation, cellular component: extracellular region. Gene Ontology annotation, molecular function: cytokine activity; frizzled binding. The record is from RefSeq and is a predicted model, not a curated record. Gene Ontology annotation, biological process: neuron differentiation; canonical Wnt signaling pathway; cell fate commitment.
CCUCACACGUUCCUGGGCCGACGCGGACCGAAGGACUCUUGUCGCUUUUCGGGGUGCAGUCACAGUCGCCAAUUGUUCAUCGGGAAGCGGAGCCCCCAGGAGCGUCCGAUCCUCCGCCAAGGCUGGCCUCAUGGAUUUCUACCUGCUUGGAUAUUUCAUGUGUGUGUGGCUGUGCGGCUCGCGGGUGCUGGGGGGCUAUCCCAUCUGGUGGUCCCUGGCCCUGGGGCAGCAGUACUCGUCUCUGGGCUCCCAACCCAUCCUGUGCGGCUCCAUCCCGGGCCUGGUGCCCAAGCAGCUGCGCUUCUGCCGCAACUACAUCGAGAUCAUGCCCAGUGUGGCCGAGGGCGUCAAGCUGGGGAUCCAGGAGUGCCAGCACCAGUUCCGGGGGCGCCGAUGGAACUGCACAACCAUCAAAGACAACCUGGCCAUCUUUGGCCCGGUGCUGGAUAAAGCAACCAGAGAGUCGGCGUUUGUCCACGCCAUCGCUUCAGCCGGCGUCGCCUUCGCCGUCACGCGCUCCUGCGCCGAGGGGACGUCCACCAUGUGCGGCUGCGACUCCCACCACAAGGGACCCCCCGGGGAGGGAUGGAAAUGGGGCGGCUGCAGCGAGGACGCCGAAUUCGGCGUGCUGGUGUCCAGGGAGUUUGCAGACGCCCGGGAGAACCGACCGGACGCCCGUUCGGCCAUGAACCGGCACAACAACGAAGCGGGACGCACGACCAUCCUGGACCACAUGCACCUGCGCUGCAAAUGUCACGGCCUGUCCGGCAGCUGCGAGGUGAAGACCUGCUGGUGGGCCCAGCCCGACUUCCGCAUGCUGGGCGACUACCUGAAAGACAAGUACGACAGCGCCUCCGAGAUGGUGGUGGAGAAGCACCGGGAGUCUCGCGGCUGGGUGGAGACCCUGCGAGUCAAGUACGCCUUCUUCAAGCACCCCACCGAGCGGGACCUGGUCUACUACGAGGGCUCGCCUAAUUUCUGCGAGCCCAACCAGGAGACGGGCUCCUUCGGCACGCAGGACCGCGCCUGCAACGUGUCGUCGCACGGCAUCGAGGGCUGCGACCUGCUGUGCUGCGGCCGCGGACACAACACCCGGACUGAGAAGCGCAAGGAGAAGUGUCACUGCAUCUUCCACUGGUGCUGCUACGUCAGCUGUCAGGAGUGCGUACGCGUCUACGACGUGCACACGUGCAAGUGA